AUGAAAACGUUCGUUUCUAGUCUCCUGAUGACUUCAAGAAACUGGGCCAUUACGCGUGCUGCACAAUGCCCAUAUACCUUGACUUGCUAUAGGCUGGCCGGGAUGAAAGCCACCGAUAGCCUUGAGAUCAAAUUUCAAGAGAAGCAAAUCCUUGGUCUCCGGAAUCAAACUGCUCGUUACUCGUCACGUCGUAACUUAGCGAGGUACGCAAGAAAUUCGGGAUCACUGUGGAAGCGAAAUAUCCAUGUCAUUCCC
Messenger RNA from Mesorhabditis spiculigera, 255 nucleotides. Lineage: Eukaryota; Metazoa; Nematoda; Chromadorea; Rhabditida; Rhabditidae. The record is from the annotation of a GenBank genome assembly.